Molecule: messenger RNA, 1654 nt
Organism: Taeniopygia guttata (zebra finch)
Lineage: Eukaryota; Metazoa; Chordata; Aves; Passeriformes; Estrildidae
Gene: PET100
Product: PET100 cytochrome c oxidase chaperone
Biological process (GO): mitochondrial respiratory chain complex IV assembly
Cellular component (GO): mitochondrial inner membrane; mitochondrion
Source: RefSeq, a predicted model, not a curated record
UUGGCGGAACCGGAAGCGCUGGGAGCUGGAGGAGCAAUGGGGGUGAAGAUGGAGAUCCUGAGGAUGUGCGUGUACCUGUCCUUCCCCGUGGCCGUGUUCUGGGUCUCCAACCAGGCGGAGCUGUUCCAGCGGCACGUCAUCGACCGCAAGAGGGAGAUUUUCCCACCGGACACGCCGGAACGGCGCCAGGCCAUGGCGGAGCUGAAGCAGCGGCUGCAGGAGAGGAGGGGGACACAGGCGUGAGGGGACAGCGGGGACACACGGCCACCCACGGGGACACAGCAGUGACACCGGGGACACACGGCCACCCACGGGACACACGGCCACCCACGGGACACGGCGGUGACAGUGGGGACACAUGGCCACCUCCAGGAUGCAGCGGUGACAACAGGGACACGGCAGUGACAGCGGGGAUGUGGCAGUGACACCGGGGACACACGGCCACCAGCGGGACAUGGCGGUGGCAGCGAGGACACGGUGACAGCGAGGACACGGCAGUGACAGUGAGGACAUGGUGACACCAAAGACACAGUGGUGACAGCGAGGACACGGUGGUGACAGCAGGGACAUGGUGACACUAAAGACACAAUGGUGGCAGCGAGGACACGGUGGUGACAGCGAGGACACAGUGACAGUGAGGACACGGUGGUGACAACGAGAACACGGCGGUGGCAGUGAGGACACGGCGGUGACAGCGAGGACAUGGUGACACCAAAGACACAGUGGUGACAGCAAGGACAUGGUGACAGCGAGGACACGGUGACAGCGGGGACACGGUGACAGCGAGGACACGGUGGUGACAGCAGGGACAUGGUGACAGUAAAGACACGGUGGUGACAAGAAGAACACAGCGGUGGCAGCGAGGACACGGUGGUGACAACGAGAACACAGCGGUGGCAGCGAGGACAUGGCAGUGACAGUGAGGACACGGUGGUGGCAGCAGGGACGUGGCAUCGCUGUGACACCGGCGCCGUGGCAGUGACACAGGACACGCCUGGCACUGCCCUGUCACCGUGGGCACAUCGUGACACCGGUGCCAGCCACGUGCUGGUGACAGAGGGGACAGUGACAGAGUGGCAGCCCCCGGUGGCAUCGCUGUGGCAGCAUUGGUGACAAAAGGGACGUGUGGCAGUGUCCUGGUGCCAUUGCUGUGGUGGCAUUGGUGACAAAGGGGACGUGUGACAGCAGCUGAUGGCAUUGGUGACAUCGCUAUGGCUGUGUUGGGGACAGAAGGGACAGUGACAGCCCCUGGUGGCAUCGCUGUGGCUGUUGGUGACAGUGACAGCCCCGUGUCACCGCUGUGACUGUGUCAGUGACAGUGACAGCCCCGUGUCAGUGGCACAGGGGACACGUGUCCUCCCUGCCCUGAUGCCACCACGGCCGCCCCGUGUCCCUGCGCCACCGGUGACACGUGUGGGUGACACGUGUGGGUGACACUGUGUGUGACACGUGUGUGUGACACGUGUGUGUGACACGUCAGGACAUGCCAGGGGACACAUGGCACCCCAAUAAACGGCGCUGGCACCGCCCGCGGGGUGUCCCCAGGGUGUCCCCAGGGUGUCCCCAGGGUGUCCCCGCUGUCCCUCAGUGCCACCUGUGCCCCUCGGUGUCCCCUGGUGCCACCCCCGCGGGCGUCCUGUGUCCCUUCACGUCA